This is a messenger RNA of Harpegnathos saltator (Jerdon's jumping ant), 5570 nucleotides long. It is a transcript of the gene gpp, whose product is annotated as DOT1 like histone lysine methyltransferase grappa. Gene Ontology annotation, biological process: regulation of transcription regulatory region DNA binding; DNA repair; DNA damage checkpoint signaling. The transcript is spliced from 12 exons. Gene Ontology annotation, cellular component: nucleus. The record is from RefSeq and is a predicted model, not a curated record. Gene Ontology annotation, molecular function: histone H3K79 methyltransferase activity. NCBI's taxonomy places the organism in Eukaryota, Metazoa, Arthropoda, Insecta, Hymenoptera, Formicidae. The coding region runs from base 695 to 4699 and encodes 1334 amino acids.
AGAGACAUGACGUACAUACGCCAUAUUCGCCAUGUUUUGAUGUCGUCAUCCCCCCCGAACGCCGUUCGCCAAGUGCAGCACAAUAGUCUGUGUUUUGUAGUGAGUGUUUUCCCGUAACAGUGCGCUCGGCGCGUUCCUGGUGAUUCGGCCCGUUGAGUCAUUCGGCGCCCUCCCCGUAGCACGUAGAUCGCACGCACGCCGCUGGAAGCUGGAUAACCCGACAGAUCGCGACCACCUCGUAGAAGCUUCGCUAAACGUGAGCGCUCGAGCCUUUUUAUGUUCGAGGAAGUGGUGCGACCGCGGUGCGGGGGGGGGUUCGUGAGCGUCGUCUACGUGGUGAUCGUGCCCUAGUGCGGGACGAGCUAACGUCAUAACGCCGUGGUAUAAUAUCAUCCUUGUUUCAACUUAUAAGUUAGCACUGCCUCUUCCUCGCUAUUGGCCGCCGCUUGCGUGGGCUCCUUCAACGGACGGCCAGUCACUCGAUACCGUCAGCGGUUCCGCGGUUACAUCACGUCACCCUGAGCGGGCGGAUCCAGCGGGUCCCUCGGAUCCGUGCGGAGAGAGAGAGAGAAAGAGCGUCUGGCUCUUGGCGUGCGUACGUGCGUGCGUGCGUACGUGAGUGCGUGCGUGCGUACGUGCGUGCGUGCGCGCGUAUGUCUGCUCCUUUUUUCGCCUGCCGAACACGAGGAGGAAAAUGGAGCUACGUUUGCACUCGCCAGCGGGAGCGGAACCGAUCGUGUAUCAGUGGCCGCUCACUUCCGGCUCGGGAUCUGACCGUCAUGAUGGAGCACUGGACGUUGUCGAAACCAUGCGAUGGGUUUGCGAAGAUUUGCCAGACCUGAAAUUACCUUUAGAAAAUAAUAUUCUUUGUAAUUACGAUACCAGAGACUAUGAAAGUAUGAAAAAUUUAUGCGACAGAUUCAACAGAGCAAUUGAUAGUUUAGUACAAUUGGAGAAAGGCACUAGUCUACCAUCCCAGAGACUAAAUAAGAGACCUAGUAGGGGUUUACUUCGUCAUAUAUUGCAGCAAACAUAUAAUCAAGCUGUGGUUGAGCCAGAUAAGUUAAAUCAGUACGAGCCUUUUUCACCUGAGGUAUAUGGCGAAACGAGCUAUGAGCUUGUAUGUCAGAUGAUCGAUCAGAUUGACGUGACAGAGAAUGAUGUCUUUGUUGAUCUGGGUUCCGGAGUUGGUCAAGUGGUUCUUCAAAUGGCAGCUGCUACCUUGUGCAAAAUUUGCAUAGGUGUAGAGAGGGCCGAUGUACCAUCGAAAUACGCACAGAGUAUGGAAGUGAAUUUUCGCAAAUGGUUAAAUUGGUACGGAAAACGGUGUGGGGAGUACCGUUUGGUGAAAGGGGACUUUUUAGCAGAUGAACACCGCGAAAGCAUUACCGGAGCUACGAUAGUGUUUGUUAAUAACUUUGCGUUCGGCCCAACGGUGGAUCAUCAAUUAAAAUUACGCUUCGCCGAUUUACGGGACGGCGCGCGUAUAGUAUCGUCAAAAUCGUUCUGUCCGUUGAACUUUCGAAUAACAGAUAGAAAUCUCAGCGAUAUCGGCACGAUAAUGCACGUAUCUGAGAUGUCACCGUUAAAAGGCUCCGUCUCUUGGACUGGUAAGCCGGUGUCUUAUUAUUUGCACGUUAUUGAUCGAACUAAAUUAGAACGUUACUUCCACCGCUUGAAGAACAAUAAACAAGGUGGCUUAGAUGAAAACUCUGAUUCUGUGAUAAGCAACACUGCCAGCAAUAGUAGUAAGGUUUCUAAUAGGAACGAUAGAAGUGACAGAGCCAAGAGAGAUCUUUCGAGGCAAUUAGAUAGCCCGAAUCAUUCGGAACAACUUGGAACAAAUAGCGAUUCCGAUCUGGACGACAGUACUAUGAAAAGUCGUCGGCAGCCGAAUAAGAUACGGAGGAAGCUUAACAGGAAGAGCAAUGGCAUUACGAAAGCUCCAGCUAGAGGCAGACAGAGAGGACGGGGUGUCAAAAGAGCUAAGCCUAAGAAGGCGAUUAAUAUUUCUGGGUUAGACCUGUUACACAGUCAAACUUUACUCAGUACAUCACCCCAGGCUCUCGGCAAGAAGCCGCCGCCUGCGCCUGGUUGUGUAGAUCAACAACUUUCUUCGUUAUCGCUUUCUUUGCAGUCGCAUUCCACCUCCGUACAUGAGGAACUUAGUAUACCACCUGCUCCGUCCGCGACUCCGUAUGCUUUACAGAUACUUCUGGACAUGUACAGGGACCAAUUCAUGAUUUUGUUAGAAUCGAUGAGGACUCCCAGUUACCGAGUAUCCGUCAAUACGGAUAUCUCCAAGGAAAGAGAAAGAAAUUCCAAGCUUCAGUCGAGAGCAGCGCAGUUGGAAAAACAGAUCAAGGUUCUGAUCGACGACAGCGUGGCUCUUUUAAAGGCGAGAAUGACUGAAUUGGGUAUCAAUGCUACAUCACCUGGAGAUCUACUGGCGAAGGCCAAGGAGAUAGUUUUGCGACACAAGCAGCUGCAAGCUAAAGCGAGCAAAUUGCAAGCGCAAGUUGCGUCCAUGGAAACUGAACAGAGCAGGCUAGUGGCGCUCAGACAUCAAGAAUUACAAGAAAAGUACAACAAUCACGCUAGUGCAAACGGCAUAUCGAAUCUAUCCCAAUCGCUCACGCAGGAUUAUAUAUUGAAAGAAAUUUCCGCUACUCUGUCCCAGCGCAAGCGAUUACAUUCUCAAGUUUCGAAACUUGAGCACGAGUUGAAUGUAUUAGAGAGGACAAGUAACGAGAAGCAAGCAGCUGCCAUGGCUCAGCAGCAGAGGAGCGAUGUAAUGGGAACUAAACUCGCGCAGAAUUUACAUCUUCAGUCGCAGGUCGGCAAGAGCGGAACAACGCGGAAAAAUCGAGAAGGCCGUACCAGGUCGCACGAAUGGCCCGACGUGCCGGACAUCGGGAAAAUACAGGAAAACAAUCCGGAGAUACUGGCGCAAAAGAUCUUGGAAACGGGAAGACAAAUCGAGGCAGGUCGAAUACAGAACAGACAGAAUACGAAUAUCAACAAUAAUUCCAGGACUAGAUUGCCGCAGGCGUCGCUCAGUUUCUCGACCACGUCAUCGUCUAUCUCAUCCACGCAAUCACAGAUAGUCAAUAAAGACGCGCUGAGUAGGACUCAAGAACCACCCAGAGUGGCUAAUUUCGAAGAUAGAUUGAAGAGCAUAAUCACAAGUGUGUUGAACGAAGACCAACAGAACAGAAACAAGCAGCAGCUGCAAUUGCAAGUGCAAAUGCAAAAUCAGUCCGAGCCUGAGAAGAAACGCCUCUCGUUGCCGCAGAAUGUCUCUACUCCGGAUUACACGCAGGUUUCACCCGCGAAACUAGCUCUUCGCCGUCAUCUAUCGCAAGAACGUCUCUCGUCAUCUCAUUUGACAUCAUCCGACAGACCGACGGUUGAUUCUAGACAAUCAUCGAGUCAUGACAAUCGCCUUGUGGCAGGUGGAAAUGGAUUGCUCGGUGCUAGAACAAUCGGCGAGCUCGUCAACGGGGAAAUUGAGAGGACCUUAGAGAUAUCCAAUCAGUCAAUAAUAAACGCCACUGUCGAUAUGAGCGCAAUGAUAAGACCGGAAACUGUGUAUUCGCCCAUUAGCAGGCCUGCGAGUGCUGAGGGUGACGCUGGUCUAUCGACUUUGGCGCAUGUAGCCAGUUACGCACCUAUCUCCUCCGGAAUUUCCACAUCCACUCCAACGACCAGUUCGAGAUCGUCUGUGCUCUUUACUCCGGUAACGCAACCUCAAAGAUACACGCCGGUUCAGUUGCCGCGAGCGGAUAUCAAGCCUUACCACGAAUCGUACUUUGCGGAUAAUCUCUCGCAGUCACAAACACAAUCCCAUCCCACAACACCGUCGCUACAUUCGUCUCAGAGCGCAUCGAACGGAGAAUUGUUACCUGUGGAAGGCCUCGCGGCCUCGUUGCACGCUCGAAUAUUGAACAACUCCAAUAGUAACAGCAAAGUCGACCUGACACUUUCCAACGGCAACAGAAGUUCUAGAUUUCAACCGUACUCGCGAUACACAUGCACCAGUAAUAAUAAUGCCAAUGCGACAACAAGCGGCACAGUGACGGCGCUUUGUCAGUCGCAACCUGCAGUGUCAAUAAAAACGGAAACAGUUGUAUCGUCGGUAAGCGGAGCAUCCUUGAGUCCUCUCGUGGAACCGCAUUCUAAUAUGUCGACACCGCUAGUCGACGAGCCCCAGAUGACGACGCGAAGGCAACGAAAUGCCAUGGCUGACGACGACGGAGAAGCCGAUUGGCAAGAUCGCAUCAGCUCGGGAUUCGAUCGCUUGGUCGCGUUUGCUUCUACAGAGUUGGACAAACGCAGGCGAUCUACCGAAGGAGUGAACACAAGUCCCGACAGCGGAUUAGGCUCGGACAGCGCGGUAACGGGGCCGCCGCCGGUAGUACCGUCGCCCGACGAAGCAUUAGGGCCGCCAAGGACACCCUCACCGACCAGCCCCCGUCCUCCGAAUCCAUCCAACGGUAAUCCCCCGAACGGCGCGUCCACCUCCUCGGUACCUCUGAAAUACCAACGGCAACCGGACCCCGAGCGGCAUCACUAUAAGAAAAAAUUUUUUCAUCGCGAUUGGAAUAAUUCUGCGAGCACUAGCAAGUUUCGUCCUAAAGGCAAGGAUUGGGAUUGGAAUCACUGUGGACAAUGGCCUUCGAACGACGAACAAUCCUAACUCUAUCUUUACUGCGCUCGUUACGAUGGACCGACCGGAAUAAUUGGCAUCAGAAAAGAAAAAGAGGGAAAAGAGAAAGAGCAAGCCAGCAAAACCUCUGUGUGUUCGUAGCAAAUAUUUGCUGCAAAUUUUAUAUGCGGCUAAAUAUCUUCCACCGUUUCUCUGGAAGAUGUAUACCUAAGUGUUCACUGUGGCUCAUAGAAUUAUUGUAACAACGGACAGCGAAGGGAAAUAGUCACUUGUGGCGGGAAGUUGAAAAAUGCGGAAAAUUUGUUCUUUUUUGCACGCGCAUCUACAUAACGUCGUUGUACGAUUAUAUACAUGGAAUAUCCAAAGAGAGUGGUACUUGCGAGUGAGUUUACAUAGUUUCGAGUGGUGCACCGGUAUUGGGCAUCACAUGUGUGGGUGCAGUGAGCGAGCGAGCGAGCGAGCGAGAGAGAGAGAGAGAGAGAGAGAGAGAGAGAGAGAGAGAGAGAGAGAGAGAGAGAGAGACGAAUAAGAGUAAUCAUCAAGUAAUAGUAUUUCGAGUCGACGAUUUAUCCGAGGCAUACGUCGACGCGACAAUUAAUUGUAUAAAGGUCCUUUCUUUUUUAUGUUGUCUCGCAUUGUCUUACUUAUAUAUAUAUAUACACGAAGAAAAAGAAAGGUCACCUCGUGAUUCGGAGAUUUCGAAAGAAUUAGUUAACGAUCAUUAUUUAACAAUCCCCUGUAUGGGUCUUUAUACAUUUAUAGUUGUAACGAUAUAGCCCUCUGCCAAGCAUGUCGGACACACUGCCGAAACUUCUAUUAAUUAUUAAUUUUAUUGAACGUAACUAUUAUUUAUUGUUUUUAUUGAAAUAUUUUAAUACUAUUACCAUUUGUAACAAGUAAA